This is a messenger RNA of Bactrocera oleae (olive fruit fly), 5215 nucleotides long. Lineage: Eukaryota; Metazoa; Arthropoda; Insecta; Diptera; Tephritidae. The record is from RefSeq and is a predicted model, not a curated record.
UAACAAGUAAUAAAGAAGAAGUAAAGAAACGAAAAACUAUCAAGAAAAUAUCAAAAUUUUGUUUUUCACAAUCACUUUAUGUCAACACUUGAAAAUUAAUUAAUAGAAUUUUUAUAUUCACAAUUCAAAACAACGAAAAUAAACAAAAUUAAAGCAAAUGCGCCAAAUAUAGCUUGAACACAAUGUUCAUAGAAAUCAUAAAUUCGCCGAAAGAAUUUUAACUCAUAUUGACAAAAAUAAAAAAAUUAAUAAGCAUUUGAAGUUACUUUUAUUUGUUGCUAACGUAUCUUGUUUAUAUUUUGUAUACAUCACCAUGCCUCCAAAAGGAAAUAGACAAGGGGCAAAGAAGAAAGACGAUACUGUUCGCAUUGACCCAAAAAAGCAUGAUGCAAAGUUAAAGGAAAUCGAGGAGAGGCACAUAGCUGAUGUUCUGGCCGCUCAACAGGAAGUCUUAGAUGAAGCUUUACUCGAUGACGAAGAAAUGUGCGAAGAAGAAGAUGCAGUAAAGGAACAAUAUUCUGAAAUUGAAUCACCUGUUGUAGCAGGACACAUAGACCUAUCAUUCACCGAGACUGCCAAUGAUUUUGCAAAUUCUCCGCAAUGCUACCCACCAAGUUAUUAUACCUUGUCGCCUAAGGAACGUAUUUUACUACUGUAUGCAGAUAAUUUUCGCAAACAAUUCGGAACACUUUAUCCAGAGAGAAGACCAUUAGUACUGGCUUUGCCAAAUGAAUGCAAUAUUCAGAAAUUUGUUUGCACCACAAUACGACCAACGGCAUUUUCACACAUUCCCUUGAUUGGCAGUGAAAUUGAAUGCGCGAAAUUCGUAGCUGACUUCAUUAUAUACGAACCACUAGAGGACAUAAUGAAAUUCUUCCGCUUAGAUCAAAAUGGACCUCAUCAGACAUAAACAGACAAUUUAUCAAGUUAAUGUCUUCUUCGGACAUUUCAAUCAUUUUUUGGAAAAAUUCCAGGCGAAUAGGCAAAUCUAGAAGGCAUAACUGGCUUGUUAUUUGAACUUUGCACGGAAAGAGGUUUAAGUCAUCACGAAUUAUCCGUUGUAAUGAUCGUCUACGAACUCCAAAUUGCGUCGAUAAGUUGCAAGUCGAAACUCUUGGAUUUGCCUGAAUCGACGAUGCAACAGCUACGAUUGUUUCUUGAACAUGAAUAUACAGAUCUCGAUAGUACGGUCUUCUUGCGAUAGUUCUAGAUUCGGCAAACAUGUUUACCAACCUCAUAAUGAUUCAUCUACUCGGGGUGUGCCGCAAAAAUCCCGUCUGAAUUCCCUUUGGACGGAAAUGACGGUCUGCAAAGCAUGGUACCGCUGCACUAUCCAACCCUCUUUUCAGUAUCCCAAUCAUUAAUUUUUAAAAAAUUUAAAAAAUAACCUGCCAAAUAAAAAAAAGGAAGCCGAUUACUCACACAGAAAAAAAUUUAUUACGGUUUGUUGUUGUAGCAUUAUUCGUGAGCCUUGUAUUAAUUGGCCCUUUAUUUGUAAACUGGAAUGUGAAAAAAUCAGAUGAAAUUUAAUAUUGUGUUAUAUGGGAAGGAGGCGUGCUUGUGCCCUGAUUUUCUCCAUUUUUACUCUGAAAAAUGUUAUAUACCGAAUUAACUUGAAAUCGGUUGAGCAGGUUCCGGGCUAUGUAAAUUCACCAAAAAGUGAACGCUGUUACUCCCACUGUUGUAAAAUUAGAUGUCUCUCACGCAUUUGGUUAUUGAUUUAUUACACUUUUAGUAGUUUUUAACAAAACCGUUAUAUGGAGAGUGGGCGGGGUUAUCAUCCGAUUUCACCUAUUUUCACACAAUCGUAAAAAAGUUUGAAAAAAUUUGUUCUGCACAAAUUUGGGUGAUAUAUCUAUCUAUCUAUCGAACUUAUUAGGGGUGGGGCCAUGCCCACUUUUAACGGCUUAGUUAGCUUAGCUUCAUCAAGAUAUCUUAAUCAAGUUAUUGCUUGCAUAAAAGGAUGACUCGAAAUUCAACUCGUCUCAUCAACCUGAUCAUUUAUAUAUAUAUAUAUAAUCUUAUAUGAAACUCAAGUAGUUUUAGGUGACACAAACAACCCUUAUUUGAACACACCUUGUAUACUCUGAAGCAACAUGUCGUAAGAGUAUAAAAAGAAAAAAUUGAUUUUUAUUGCAUUCCAGUAGAAAUUUAAAAAAUCGAACAAAAUUCAGUUUGCAUUCUAUUCGAAUAAAUAAACGUCCACUUAGUAGUUAUAAGAAUUUUCUGUUUCUGGUCAUCUCUUUUUGGUUUGUGUAAUAAGUGUGUCAUAUUUUAUAGCAAAUACUUGCGUGUUUUUAUAAAGUGCGUAGAUUUUUGGGUGAAAAUAAGUGCUUAUCGUUUUGAACGGUAUUUUCUGUAAAUAUAAAAGUGUUAUUUAUAUGAGUUAAGUACGUGAGCAACAAAAUGUUCCAAAUAUAAUAUAUAAAUAUAUAUAUUUUUUUAUUAAUAGGGAUACUAUGCCCUAAUGGUAUGGUUCAAGUCAUAUUCAAGGGAUAUAUUAUCCCACUGGCGUAUAGUAGUCAAAUGAAAAUAAUCAAUAUAUUAUUGUAUUUAACAAUAUCUUAGAAUGAAUAGAAGAAGCUUUGGUGUAAGUCUGAACACAAAUAAAAUGACUGCGAUACUAGAUACUAGCGACUUUGACCUCAGCGAUUUAAGUGCGUCUGAUUCCGAGUACAUUCCAAAUUCUGAUGCAUAAAUACAUGAACACUCUAGCAAUUCCGAUAAGGAUACAGAGAAAGAAAAUAUAAUAAUUCACAAAUAUUGAGGAGUGAGGGUUACUAUCUUUGAGUCUCUGGCGAAGAUUACGCUGCUAAUGAAAAUUCCAAUUUUCAUGUCUUGUGGGGAGCACCAUCAGACUUAUUUUGUUCUUGAUUUUCUAUCAUUGAAUAGGUUAAGCCCAUUAUAUUAGCCUCAAUUUCAAGAAAGUCUACUCAGCUACAAAUAUUCAAGUGUCUAUUUCCAGAAUCAUUAUUUAUUUUCAUUGCACAGUGAAGUUUUUGUUGGGAAUAUCUCUUAAAAUGGGUUAUAAUAGACUUCUUAAGAUAUCUGGUUACUGUUCUCAAAAUGAAUCUAUGGGAAACCAGUUUAUAAAAUGAACUAUUACACGAAUAUCAAAAUUAAAUGUCAAAACUUUAUUUUAAUUCUCCUGAGCAACCGUAACGGGCAUCUAAACGUUAUUAUAUAGAGAAGGGAAUAGGUUUUCAAUUGUAUGAAAUAUACCUUUAGCAACGGUUGCAGUGAUAGAUCACGUUAGAUCAUUGAUGAAUCGAUGGCUAAAUUUAAAGGGAUGUCAUCGAUAAAAUAAUAUAUCCCGUUGAAGCCGAUUAAACGAGGCAUCAAAAUUUGGCAAAGAUGUGAUUCCAAAAGUGGAUACACUUAUGACCACAAUAUUUACACCAGCCCCAUCUGGAAAUUCGGGUGAAAGGGUGGCUACUAAGUUGUGCGAAACUAUGCGCAAUCUAGAUACGGUUUUGGUUUUUGGUGGCUUCACCUCAUACAAUCUAAUGAAAACUUUACCAUUUUCAUGUGUCGGAACAUGUGUUCCAAAUAGAAAAAACUUGCUAAUUGUUAAUGACUGUUUGAAAAAAGGAGAAUAUAUAUUUCGCAUUAGUGAUGCGGGAAUAAUGGUGGCAAAAUGGCGUGACUUACGUAAAGUCAUUGUUGUGAGUAACUGUCACAAGCCUACAGUUUUCACAGUCUUGAGAACGCAGAAAGAUAGAUCUAGGCUUUCUGUCAGCUGUGCUGAAGCCUUGGUUUUUUAUAAUCAGAGAAUGGGGGAGUUGAAAUAUCUGAUCCAAAAGUUGAAACCUAGAAAAUCUCGAAAUGGUGGCAUAAAGUUUUUUCAAACUAUCAAUGACUUCUGCUGUAAAUGCAUAUUAUAUUUAUCAGGAAAACAUUCAGAAAAAAUCACAAAUAAAAGAAUUCGUUGUUCCACUUGCAGAACAACUAAUUGCGCAAGGUAGAGCUGGGACAAAAUUCAAAAAAAGUAUCUUUAGGUCCUAGAUCAAAUAUACCAAACAAAAGUUUAAAUGUAGGGGAUCAUAUGCCAAUAAAAGAAGAUGGACGUUGACACUGUAUUUAAUGCAGCUCCAUAAAGAAGGAAAAACGUACAUAUUACAUAUAGCCGAUAUGUUCUGAAUGCUUUGGUAAAUUUCAUGAAUAAAAUAAAAAAAAAAAAACAGAUAUAACAUUUUUAUUUAUUAUUUGAGACUAAUUACAAAUACUAGAAAAAGAAGAAUGUUCUAUGGUUCAAGAAAUUUCUUUUGAAUUUUUGUCAUUUACCAGUUUAAGGUACUAAAUUUAAUAUUAAAAUUAAAUUUGUACAUAUGCUAACAACUAUAAUAAACAUAUUAAUUUAACAAAUUUACAUAGUUACUAAUUUCCAUUGGUUAUUAUAAUUUCUCUUUUGAAUCUAAGUUUGCAAAAUUGCAAUUUACGCAACCAAAUAUUAAAAUAUCAGACAUUGGCAUUUUAUCAUUGUAUAAAUCUACAAGUAACCAACCCUAAGCUUUUCACUAAUGCAAACGCAAAUUCUACUACUAAAGUCACACUAGGUACGGGUUGCCUACUUAUAUUAUACUACUAAGUCACACUUGGUGCGGGUUGCUUACUAAUAUUCUACUAAUAAAACGUCCAAAUGCCUCAAAUCUGCUAUAGUGUGUUGAAGUGUUAUGUUUUAAAAUUUAUAACUUGAAGAAUGUUUUUAUUACAUAUUCAAAUAUGUGUUGAUUUUUAAAAUUCCUAAAGAUUAAAUUUAGAUUUAAUAAAUAUUAUAUCGCUGUGGGUGACUUGGAAUAUUUUGUAAAUAUUAUUUAAUAAUUAGUACUUUGUUUGGAUUAUUAUUAAUUAUGAAUAUUGUUGAAAUUAGUACAAGAAGAUUGUCAAAAUAUGUGACAAAUUUGUUAAUGAAUACAAGUGAAUUGUACCUGGUUUUAUAUAUUCAUUUUGGUUUUUGUUUAAGUUGAUUAUAUCGAUUUAUAUUGUUAAUGUCAAUACUAUUCGUGAAGUGUACCUGAUUUUAUAUAUAUGUUUAUUUUAUAGUUAUAUUUGUUACGAAAAGUAGAUUGAUUUGGAAUUGUAUGUAUUAUACGCGUGAAUAUAGGCCUCCUGGGGAACCGAACACCCAUAAAAGAUCGGUAACACGCCCACAUUGAAUCCUCAGAGGAGGUGAGAAAAAAUAAUAUAUAUGUAAUAAACUUUUGUUUCGAAAAUA